Messenger RNA from Carassius carassius (crucian carp), 1540 nucleotides. RefSeq names its product ATP synthase mitochondrial F1 complex assembly factor 2-like. The transcript has 8 exons. The record is from RefSeq and is a predicted model, not a curated record. The coding region runs from base 262 to 1134 and encodes 290 amino acids. Gene Ontology annotation, biological process: mitochondrial proton-transporting ATP synthase complex assembly. Gene Ontology annotation, cellular component: mitochondrion. Lineage: Eukaryota; Metazoa; Chordata; Actinopteri; Cypriniformes; Cyprinidae.
GUGUAGGUCACACACACAGUCAUCAGCUUCACGCUUUGGUUUUUCGUUGCUGCGUGCUGUGACAUCUCUUGUCAAAGUAUAUAUUUGCUCUUAAAUAACUGAGUUCACUUUGAUUGUAGUCUAUACCUGUGUUUUUCUGUUAUUACUAAAACGUGAAUAACGACUUGUCAAGUUAGAUAUAACGCCUGAUCCAGCUUUCUAAUCUUGACUAAAUGGUUCAUGAUUCUUACGUUAAGGAACACAUAGCGUUUUAAACAUACGAUGUUAAGGAAUAUUUGUAGGUAUCAAAGGCAGUUUGGCCAGAUCAUUUGGCCAUUUUCUUUUCCUCAAGAGCAGCGUGUUAAUAGUUUAUCAACACAUCUACAGAAGGCAAAAAAUGCCAGUGCCACAACAGAGAGAAAAAAAUUCUACGAGAAUGUCUCGAUAUCUCAAGGUGAAGGGAGCCUGUUUGAAAUCAACCUUGACAAACGAAAGCUGAAGACUCCAGGCGGAAAGUUGUUCACAGUGCCUAAUGAAGCUCUUGCUAUAGCUGUUGCUACAGAGUGGGACAUUCAGAAGGACACGCUGAUGUUUUACACCAUGCAUUUAACCACCCUUAUUAACACGGUGCUUGACAACCCGACACAAAGGACGAAGGAACAAAUGAUCUCAGCAGCUCUCAAGUUUUUGGAGACUGACACAAUCUGUUUCAGAGUAGAAGAACCGCCAGGUCUUGUGGAGCUUCAGAGGAAUGAAUGGGACCCUGUAAUGAACUGGAUAGAACAAAGGUACAAUGUAGUAAUUGGCUCUUCCUCCAGUAUAAUGGGCCCUCAAAUCCCAGAAGAGACUAAGAAGACAUUUAAACAGCACCUUAAUUCCUACAAUUUAUGGUCUCUGACAGGGUUUGAGUAUGUGAUCACUCAGCUGAAAUCGCUGGUCUUGUCCUUUGGGCUGAUUGACAGACACCUCAGUGUGGAACAAGCGGUUGUCCUGUCCAGGCUUGAGGAAGAAUACCAGAUCCAGAGAUGGGGAAAUGUGGAAUGGACCCAUGAUUAUGACAUGCAUGAGUUGCAAGCACGAACAGCAGCUGGUGUAAUGUUUGUGCAUCUGUCUUCUGAAAGCACAGCUGUCAAGAGAAACAUUUUACAGGACUGAUAAGGCCAGAAAGGCACUGUUUGAGAUUGAAAUAUAUUUCUUUUUUGUUCUCUGGCCUUGUUUUAUAUAUACAUACACACACACACACACACACACACAAAUAUAUAUAUAUAUAUAUAUAUAUAUAUGUAUAAAUAUAUAUACAUACAGAGAGAGAGAGAGAGAGAGAGAGAGAGAGAAAGCUGCAGUACCAGUUACCUAACUAGUAAAAUGCUGUUCCUGUCUAGUUAUGUUUUGAGUAAUAAUAUAUAGAUGUCUAAAGGUCAUGAUAUGUAUUUUUUGUUUCAACAUAUGCCACAUGGAAAGACUGUAAAUACAAAAUCCCAGUAGUUUGAAGCCGAAGCUGUGAAACGGUUUAGUAAAUGAGUUGGAAACUAACUAAAUAAAAAGUUUUGAUAAAUUGCAA